GCAUAAACGUAACAUAUUGUUUCCCAAAGUGUACAGCAAGGAGAAACAAAAUGGCCGCUUACAUCAUAGUAAAUGUACAUGUAAUGAGAACAGUUAACAUUAUCAGUUGAUCUUAGAGUAAGACCUGUCCGCGUGAAAUUCAGGAGUUCCAAGCUAAUAAUGGAGCAGGAGGAAUUGAAGAUUGCAGUUAAGCCCGAAGUUGAAAAGUUACAACAAACAAAACGAAUAUAUAGAGGUGCUCAAGAUAUCAUCAGUAAGCUGGAUGGCGUCCUGAGACACAAGCAGCCGUAUCGCAGCGUCUUUGAAUGGGAUGCGGUAGAGCUGCGGAUGAAACUGAAAGACCUGUGUGAGCGGUUGAUGUUCCUUCAGCCAGUGGACUAUGGGCGCAAGGCAGAGGAGCUGCUGUGGAGAAAAGUCUACUAUGAUGUCAUCAGCGUGGUCAGAAAAAAUAAGAAGCAUGUGCGGCCUGGCUCUUCCCUGGAGUGUGCCUACCACACACACCUGCUGGCAGCCACCGGGUUCUACCACCACCUCCUGCUGCGACUCCAGCAACAGUACAAGCUCAGCCUGUGUGGCAUUGUGGACUUUGUGGAUGCAGGGGACCACUGGACGGCCAAAGGGCCAUUACCGCCACCGGGCAGCAAGCGAGCCAAAGCCAGAGACUGGGCUGAGAAGGCCUGUCAUCGAUGCCUCAUUUAUCUUGGAGAUCUUGCACGUUACAGACAGGAUUUUGACGGGUAUCGGAGUCGGCUUCAAGCCGAGCGCUUCUACCAUCAGGCACUGCUGUUAAAUCCAGCCAUGGGAAUGCCUCACAACCAGCUAGGGACACUGGCUGGAAAUCGGCACCAGGGACUGGACUGUGCUUACCAUUACCUGAGGUGCUGGCUGUCCGAGAUCCCUUUUGAUGGAGCCAUCGCCAACCUAGAGAAGACCCUUGAGCAGAACUCCAAGCGCUAUCAGGAGCUGCCCCGCCAGGCUAACCGUGACCUUCCACCUGACUUGCAAAGGCCGCGAGACCUGAAACACUUCCUCAUCAAGUUCCUCUACCUGCAGGAGUUGCUGCAGCCGGGCGCCUGGCCGGCCCAGGACCAGUUGGCUAGCCUCUGCCAGAUUGUGGUGCACGACUUCAGCCUUUGCAUGUACCACACGCUGACCCAGCGCCGGGGGUCCCUCAGGCCCGGCAAGGCCGGGGUCAACUCCCUGCCCAGGGGGGCCGACCCCCCAAGGGAGUCCGCCAUGUCAGACGAUCUGGUCUUCAAGCUGUUUGUCAUGACCAUGAUGACCAUUUACAAACUGCAGAAAGCAGACCGUAAGUGGGUGUCAGCCGCCAUUGUUUUCAUGCUGGCCAUGUUCACGCAUCUCUUGACGCACGUCAACGAGCGGCUGCAGAGUGCCCUCUAUGAGGCUCAGCAUCCGAGGCGAGUCAGGGAGGAUGAGGAGGACAGCUCAGAGGAAAGCAGUAGUCAGACCGAUGAAUCUGGUAAUGAGCAGCACAGCAUUGCUGGUACCCUGACUCCUACCCAUAGCCAAGAAGUAGAGAGCUCAGGCACCUGCAGUGACGGUACCGUCAAACAUCUCCCACAGAAGCAGGACAAGCAGCGUAAGGCCCUGAACCGGCGCCGACGCAGACGGCGCCCACUGCGAGACGGCCAGACCGAGAGCGACGAUUCUGAUCUGAGCGAGGGUGCUCUGAGCGCCAGUGACGGAUCUGACGUCAGCUCAUCGGACGGGGAAGGUUCGAGCGAGGGCGGGCUCCUUGCACUGUCAGACAGUGACUAUCUCAUGGACAGCCAAGACCAAGAAGAGGACCAGACACCGGAGAAAGGCAGAGAGAAGAAAGCUGACAUGGAUGAUGCCUCAGUCAAGGCUGUAGAUGAUAGCAAAAAGGAGCAGCCAUCCCAUGCAGACAAAGUCAAGGAGUGGUCAACCACCAGCCCGGUAUCCCUGGCCCAGAACCUGCGCGACAUGUCCUCCAGGCUCCUGGCCCCCAGCCCCACGGGCUUCCUCAAGCGCACCAUCCGCCUGGCCCCGAGCUUCGACGCCUACAUCAAGGAGAGGGCAGAGACAGUGAAAGACGGGGGGUCGGAUGAAGGGACAGGGGAGGCUUCCAAGACGGAGGAGAAGACAGGUGACGAAGCGGCCAGCGAGGCAGAUACAUCGAGAGAAGAUGCAGAAAGCAAGCCCUGCCCGUUAGACCUCCACAUCAAGGUCCUGAAUGAGGAACGGCUCCUGUGCACGGUCAAGCUCAUCACUGAUUGGCUGAGGGGCAACAGCGAUGUCAUUACGACGACUGCAGAGAACACUCAGAUGCUGUGGUCCAAGCUGGCCCUGCUGCUGAAUCAGCUUCCCCAGGUUGAAGACUUCUGCUCAGAGGAAUGGUGCAAGUCUUCUGAGGCUCUUGAGGCAAUCACUGGUAGCCUGCAGGAGGCCCCUGGUGUCUGGAAACAAAUCCUCCCACUCACCGAAGACAUCGCAGUGAUGAAACUGCCCCCGCUCACUGACUCCCAGAAGGCCAUGGCCUUUGACCUCCAUAUGACCCACGACCUUACAGAGCAAGAUGAGACACUUCUUCGUGUCCUUUGCCUCCGCCAGUUCGGACAUUUCCUCACCACCGUCAAAGACUUGAGUUUUGUGCACGACGACAAGCACAAGGCUUUCCAUGUACCAUCAAGUGAGGAUGUUGUUGACUUGCAGGAUGCAAGCACAGAGUCAGAGGAGAUGGAGACAAAGCCUGCAGAGAAGGAAGAGCGACGCACCCAGAUGAUGAAGGAUCUGGCUGUCAGGUGGCUGGAGCAUGAGAUCCAGCAGCUGGAAGGUCAAGUCCAAGAUGGGGCAGCUAACACCCAGUUCUCCCCUUACCUGGUGCCAGACGCCAAUGCUCUCAUGAACCACCUAGGCCUGAUACAGCUACUGGCUGACAGCGAGCGCUUCAUCAUUGUCAUUCCCUACUCAGUUGUUGGUCACUUGGACCACUUCAAGAAGAAGCACUUUGAGGCCCGAGAAGCGAGCCGGUUCUUGGAGCAGAUCCUGAAGAAGGGAAAUAGGCAUAUCCGUGUCCAGCGACAACAUGAGGUUCUUCAGCUCGACAAAGACAAGAAACCAAAGGACAAGGACAAGUCUAUUAAAACUCUGUAUCACAUCAUUGAGUGUGCCCUCUACUUCAGCCAGCGAUCUGCUCUGCAAGGCAACGACAGCCAUGACAUGGUAACCGUCCUGACAGACUACCGGCCGGGCCAGCUGGCCGCAUCCCCGCUAGCAAUGGCAGCCGUGGAGAUGGCCCAGGGCCGGGGCCUGCGCGUGGAGAAUGCAUCAGAGUUUUACCAUUCGUGGAAGAACUCGGUGCAGAGUUGAAAUCAGGAGGGAGACUGAAUUGGAGACUAGCAGGACACAGCUUGCAGCCAUGAAGAGAGGGAGAGAGAAAUGACAGCUUGAGACAACAGACAGCAGGAUCUUAGCCGGGCGUCAUCUCUCUGCUGCAGCCUGCCGUUGCCGCUGCCUGACAUACCCGUGUUGUUUAAACCCAUCGGAGAGAGGGAGAGAGUGUAAUGGCCCUGUUUGCUAGUGGCCUCAGACAGGAAUCUGAGGACCGCACAGCGAAGCCGGGGUAGUUAAUCAAAAUGGAUCUCAGCCAAUACUAGUCUUCGUGACAUUUGCUUGAUCAGAGUGCCCAAGGCAUUUGAUACAUCACUAGAAUUUGUACCGGCGUAUUAAAAGAUGCUGAGGGUGACAAGACGGGGGUGUGAUGAUCGAUGCCUCCCUCCCCCCAGUCUUUUUAAAUCAGAAAAAAAAAGGGUACCACAGAAGCGUGUUUAUCAUUUAUGGGAAUGAAUCUUUCCAGGGAAGAAAGCCAGGAAACAAUAGAGACAUCUCAUUGGUAUUUUUGUCUGUAUGGUUGGAAUCUGAAUUUAAAAGAAUUUAUUUACAGGCAUUUUAGGGGCCAGUAUCUCAUGUAAAUGCUAAAUAAACCUGUUGAAAACAAAAUAAAUGAACUGCCUGCCAUAAUUAAUUGGUGUAGAGCUAAUUGAUUCACAAGUCAUGUUUUUCAUUAAAUGCUUCACAGUUUAAUAGUGUCAAAGAAGUUACCAUAGCAACAAUAAUGCCUUUAGUGUUUAUAUUUCUGAAACCAAAGGAAAUGUUUAUCUUUCUGUUCUGAGCUGGAAGAAAUACUACAUUGACCAAUUUUUCAAUAAUUUGGUGAAUGUGAGAAGUUUGUUCAAUUUUGCAAAUGAUUGAAAUGUAAACAUAAUUACAGCAUUGGAAAAGUAUUGUGACCCUUAAAGGGCAGUUUAUGGUCAAAAAUUCUCUGUGACGUCAACUUCGUUGAGGACACAUCAGGAAAAUCAUAAAUCAGCAACAUUUUAAUAAAUAUCUUUAAAAUGCAGAUGGAAUUGUCCAAAUGAAAAAUGAAUACGUAACUGAAAUGGGAUGAUGUUUGUUAUGUAAAGUUCGUGAUUUUUCUGGGUUUGGGGUUGUCCAACGCACUACAGUUCUCGCUCUGAGAGGUCUUAUCAUAUUGAGUGCCAAAAUAACUAGGUCACACGCACAGUGUGCAUGUAAAAGGCAUUAGCGCAAGAACCAGCAUGUUAACCAGCACACGCCAUUCCUCUGCACAGCAUUUCCUGACUUCACUACUCUGUAGAUUUUGCUUCGUUUUUCACUGUGUUCACUUUUCAAUUUCUCACUGUGUUGGGAGACAAACAGUGCUUUGUAAGCUACGAAAAGCCCUGAAAUCUCAUAGCGCUUUAUUGUUGUCAUUAUUGUCGCAACCCCCUGGUUGAUGUUCCUUGGAUUUUUGUCAUCCAUGAAUCUCAUUUCCAAAACUUUUUCCUAUAGUUACUUGUCACCUCCUUUCAUGGCCACAUAUAAAAAACCAAAGACAGUACUCCACUGAAAACAAAGAUGUGUGCCCGUGUUGACCAAUAGUUUCCACUGGGUCAUUGUUAGUAGUUGCAGCCAACCUUUACUCUUUUUCCCAGACAGGUCGAGCCUCAUGAACAAGGAAGGAAAAGAUCUCUGUUUGUUUAAACUUGACUUUAACGGAAACAAAAGCUCUAUUUUGAAGAGCUUUUCAUAAAACAACAGGCGGGCGAAAUUGUUUGAGGAAACAUUUGGCAUUGGCAUCAGUGUUAUGCAUUGUUUGCUUGUAGACGUGGAUUACAGACUGGUUACACGCCGCGAUUGUCUGACCAUGUAGUGGGUGGAGCUAGGGGAGGAACUGGAGGGCAGGACUACGUCUGUGUGCUGUGUACAGUGCCACCCAUUCUUGGUUUUGCUGUUUCUUGAUCGUUUCUUUUUGAAGACCUGGAAACAGGAUCAUUAAAUGCACGUGUACAUGUAAUUGUUGUCCGACAGUGAUUGGAGGAAACAUUCCAACAUGCUUUUAAACAUUUGUUUUUCUUCUCAGAUUUUCCCACACAUGGAGUUCAUUCCCCUGCAAGUUAGAGAUGAAUUUCUUUAUAAUUUAAACAGUUUUAAACCAAGGCUUAAGCCGGUUUUAGACAGGUUAGUCGUUGUAUAUUAAGUGGUCUGUGGAUGGACCAUGAGAUGAACCUCCUGCUGGAGCUGGGGUUCCUUGGCUUGCUUCUCUGCAUGGGUUUGGGUUAUUUGUGGUUGGGUUUAUAUCUUUUAACUUCCUGCUUGUAUUGUUCAUGUGGGCUAUUCAUGGACAGGUAUUUACUCGCAACCAUUGUCAAUGCGUUUUCUAGCUUAUUUUAAAAAUAGAGUGUUUCUAAUCUUUUCUUGUUAUGUCUUUUUCUUUUCGUUUGUUUUUUGCAAAGUUGUACUGAUGCAGUCGGAGAGCCUCUUGAUAAGCCUUAAUUCAGCUUUUUUAGGCAAUCCUGCGGGCUUGCAUAUGGUAGUACAAGUUUGUCAAUUUGGGUCUGUGUUUUGUGUUAUUCAACAGGUUUUGUUUAAGUUUCUUGUUUUUGCUGUAUCUAGUUAUUUGACUUUUUGCGUGUAAUCUCCAUUGUUGGUUUUUAUCUUGCAAUUUGUAAUUUUGAUAAAUGUAUCGUCAUUUGUCCAUGUUUCUUGCCCAAAAAAUAUCUAAAUAAAUGAAUAAAAAUUCAAAAACCAAGAAAUGCAUCUAGUGAUGUACAUGUAAAUAUUAAACCUCCUAUCCAUUGUCCAGACACAUCUAUGUGCAGUAUGCCAAACAUUGUGAUCAAUAUUUGGUGGGUUUUCCCCUGCAAAAAUAAGCCAUGCAGAAUCUCCCUUUGAAAAUUGAAGCCAGCUGUAUUUCUUUGCGUGAGUGAUUUAUGUCCCUGAAUGCACAUGAGACUGUCACUUGAACUGAGAUGGUAUUAGUCCGAAAAAGUCCAAGAUGACUACCA
Acanthaster planci (crown-of-thorns starfish) is the source of this 6329-nucleotide messenger RNA. It is a transcript of the gene smg5, whose product is annotated as SMG5 nonsense mediated mRNA decay factor. The record is from RefSeq and is a predicted model, not a curated record. Gene Ontology annotation, molecular function: telomeric repeat DNA binding; protein binding; telomerase RNA binding. Lineage: Eukaryota; Metazoa; Echinodermata; Asteroidea; Valvatida; Acanthasteridae. Gene Ontology annotation, cellular component: telomerase holoenzyme complex. Gene Ontology annotation, biological process: nuclear-transcribed mRNA catabolic process, nonsense-mediated decay.